This is a messenger RNA of Caretta caretta (loggerhead turtle), 3198 nucleotides long. It is a transcript of the gene TTC13, whose product is annotated as tetratricopeptide repeat domain 13. Gene Ontology annotation, molecular function: protein binding. The record is from RefSeq and is a predicted model, not a curated record. NCBI's taxonomy places the organism in Eukaryota, Metazoa, Chordata, Testudines, Cheloniidae.
CCCACCUGUCGCUGCGGGGGGCGCGGCAGCAAGGCACCACCUUGGACAUGCAAGGGCGGGAGGCGCACGCGCGCUGAGACGAUGGCAUCUGCCAGCGGGACCUGCUGCCGCUGUUGCUGGGGCACCGUUGCGCUGGGGCUGCUCGUGCUGCUGGGGGCGGCGCUGGACCUGAGCGAGCAGUACCCGGCCCUGUCGUUGCUCAAGCAGGAGCGGCACCGGCAGCAGCGGCAGGGCCAGGCUGGGGGCUGCCCCCAGGCGCCGGACUGGGGCGAACAAUACUCGGCCGAGUGCGAUUCACCACUUUUGCAUUUCCAUGAGUCAGACUGUGAACUAAGAGGGUCUUCAUCCUGUGAAUCUCUGCUUUCUCUCAAUACUGAAAAAAUUCUGAGCCAAGCAAAGUCACUUGCGGAACAAAAACGAUUCCCAUUUGCCACUGAUAAUGACAACACAAAUGAAGAUUUGGCAAUUGCCUACGUGUUGAUUGGCAGCGGCCUAUAUGAUGAAGCAAUAAGACAUUUUUCAACAAUGCUACAGGAAGAUCCAGAGCUGGUUAGUGCUAUUUAUGGACGAGGGAUAGCAUAUGGGAAAAAAGGACUUCAUGACAUAAACAAUGCUGAGCUUGCCCUAUAUGAGCUGAGCAGAGUAAUUAGUCUGGAACCAGAUCGCCCUGAAGUAUUUGAACAGCGAGCAGAGAUAUUGUCCCCCCUGGGCCGAAUUAGUGAGGCACUGGCUGAUCUCACCAAAGCUAUUCAGCUGCAGCCAUCGGCACGACUUUACAGGCACAGAGGUACUCUUUACUUCAUAUCUGAGGACUAUGCAACAGCUCAUGAAGACUUUCAGCGCUCCUUGGAACUGAACAAAAACCAGCCUGUAGCUAUUCUAUACAAAGGCUUAACCUUUUUCCAUAGAGGACUUCUGAAGGAAGCUAUUGAAUCAUUCAAAGAAGCCCUGAAGCAGAAAGCUGAUUUCAUAGAUGCAUAUAAGAGUCUGGGACAGGCCUAUAGGGAACUUGGUAACUUUGAUGCUGCCACAGAGAGUUUCCAGAAGGCUUUGUUGCUAAAUCAAAAUCAUGUUCAGACGUUACAGCUCAGGGGAAUGAUGCUUUACCAUCAUGGUAGCCUAGACGAGGCACUGAAGAAUUUUAAGAGAUGUCUUCAGCUAGAGCCAUACAAUGAAGUAUGCCAGUAUAUGAAAGGUCUCAGUCAUGUUGCAAUGGGGCAAUUUUAUGAAGGCAUAAAAGCUCAGACUAAAGUUAUGUUAAAUGAUCCACUACCAGGCCAGAAGGCUAGCCCAGAGUACCUAAAAGUGAAAUACCUCCGAGAAUAUUCUCGAUAUUUGCAUGCACAUCUUGAUACCCCUCUUACUGAAUAUAACGUAGAUACAGAUCUUCCUGGAAACUUUAAGGACCAUUGGGCCAAAAACCUUCCCUUUUUAAUAGAAGACUAUGAAGAACAGCCAGGAUUGCAGCCACAUAUAAAGGAUGUGCUAUUUCAGAAUUUUGAAAGCUAUAAACCUGAAGUGCAAGAACUUGUAUGUGUGGCUGAUCGUCUGGGUUCACUGAUGCAAUAUGAGACGCCAGGAUUCCUUCCAAAUAAGAGAAUGCACAGAGCAAUGGGGCUGGCUGCGUUGGAAGUAAUGCAAGCUGUACAGCGGACAUGGGCAAACUCAAAAGUUCGAAUGAAUGGGAAAACCAGAUUGAUGCAGUGGAGAGAUAUGUUUGACAUUGCUGUGAAAUGGCGAAGGAUAGCUGAUCCAGACCAGCCCGUGCUUUGGUUAGACCAAAUGCCAGCUCGAAGUCUUAGUAGAGGCUUUAAUAACCACAUCAAUCUAAUCAGGGGACAAGUCAUUAACAUGAGGUACCUGGAAUAUUUUGAAAAAAUACUUCAUUUUAUCAAAGACAGGAUCCUUGUUUAUCAUGGUGCUAAUAAUCCUAAAGGUUUGCUAGAAGUUAGAGAAGCACUGGAAAAUGUACAUAAAGUAGAAGACCUUCUCCCCAUAAUGAAGCAGUUUAACAGUAAAACAAGAGAUGGGUUUACUGUAAACACAAAAGUCCCUAGCCUCAAAGAUCAAGGGAAGGAAUAUGACGGAUUCACAAUUACAAUAACAGGAGACAAAGUUGGGAACAUAUUAUUUUCAGUGGAAACUCAGACAACGGAAGAAAGAACACAAUUGUAUCAUGCAGAAAUAGAUGCACUAUAUAAGGAUCUAACAGCCAAAGGAAAAGUACUAAUUCUAUCUGCAGAACUUGGGGAGGCAGAUGCUGUGUGCAACCUAAUCCUGUCUUUAGUUUAUUACUUCUAUAACUUAAUGCCACUCUCAAGAGGAUCCAGCGUGAUAGCUUAUUCGGUGAUCAUGGGAGCACUGAUGGCAAGUGGGAAAGAAGUAGCAGGAAAAAUACCAAAAGGAAAGUUGGUUGAUUUUGAAGCCAUGACAGCACCUGGUUCUGAGGCCUUUAGCAAAAUAGCCAGAAGCUGGAUGAAUCUCCAAAGUAUUUCUCCUUCUUACAAGAGUCUUCCAUCAGUAUCAGAGAGUUUUCCAACGUUAAGAACAAUGAUUGAGGUGCUAAAUGCAGAUUCUUCUCGUUGUCUUAAAAGAACUAUAGUUGCUGUGUAAUUUAUACAAAUAAAGGGCCAAGACCUCUUGUUUUGUAAAUUAUUUUUGAAAAGGAAAAAUUAUGAAUAAACUGGGUCCUUUGUUACUUUUGAUACAAUUUUUGAUAAAUGUAAUGCUUGAACCAUUUUCUUUACCUUAGGGGCUCUAAACAAACAGGAAAAUCUUUGUUUGAUUGAAAAUAUAUGAUGAAUGUUUCCAUGCCACUGCUUUCCAAAUAGAAAAUUUAUUUCAGUGACCAAACCUAAGGGUGAUAUAAUAUAAUUGAAUGGGAACUAUUUUGAACCUGCUGCAGAUAUGGAUUUUGUUCUUAAAGAAUGUUUUCCUUAAUGCACUUUGAAAAUCCCAUAUCUGCUCCGUCUUUCAGUCAUAUGUCUUCAGGUUCUUCAAAACAAAAAAUUUAACUGUGAAAACUUUAUGAACCAUACCUAUGUGUAUAAUGCAUAAAUACACACGUUACAUAAUGUUGUCUUCUGAAGAAGUGUUUCAAAUACCUGUUUGACAAAUAAUGUCAGGAACACUUGUAAAGAAAUUGGUUUCAGGAAAACAAACUUUGGAAAUAAAAAUAAACAAAUGAUAUGCUUAAAA